Messenger RNA from Triticum turgidum subsp. durum (durum wheat), 513 nucleotides. The record is from the annotation of a GenBank genome assembly. NCBI's taxonomy places the organism in Eukaryota, Viridiplantae, Streptophyta, Magnoliopsida, Poales, Poaceae.
AUGGAGAUCUCCCUGGACGCGCUGUUGGGCGUGCAGCGGCACGGACAGGACCUGGCCUACCGCCUCGUGCAUGGCGUCUCGGGGCUGCUGCUCCAACUCCACGUGCAGACGCCGCCGCUCAAGCUCCUCCCCUUCGACAUCGAGCUCCCCGCUGCCCCCUUCGCAGUCAGCGUCGACCUCCCGGCCGUGGCCGUCGUGUCCUUCGUGGAGAUCGGCGGCCUGCUCGGGCAGGCCGGGCCCGACCUCGGCGGCGCCGUGCAGCAUCUGUCGCGGCAGCUUCCCGCGCCGUUCCGCGCGCGGCGCCGGAAGUGGGAAGGAGGCGCCGCGACGCCGACGCCCGCGGCGGCGGUGGACGAGGGGGAAGCGGGGCUCGCCGCAGAAAGGGCUGCCGAGGGUGGGGUAGCCUUGGAGGGUGUCGGGGAAGGAGGCUCUGGUCGGGUCGGUCUCCGAUUCAAAACUACCUUAUAUAGGGGCUUGCCUAUUGUAGAAUAUUCACAUGAUACUAGUAUAUAA